Messenger RNA from Dibothriocephalus latus, 159 nucleotides. The record is from the annotation of a GenBank genome assembly. Lineage: Eukaryota; Metazoa; Platyhelminthes; Cestoda; Diphyllobothriidea; Diphyllobothriidae.
GAGCGUCUCGAGUACCAGCGAAUGCUUGAAGAGGCCACGGGCAGAUUUGGCGCAGAGGAUUCGCCGGCGCUGCCACCGACGAUGCCGGAGAAUGUGGCUCUGAUGGGAGAGUAUAUCGAACCGGCGCCUCGAUACUACAUCAAUCCUAACGACCAAUGA